This is a messenger RNA of Apis cerana (Asiatic honeybee), 1995 nucleotides long. It is a transcript of the gene TpnCI, whose product is annotated as troponin C type I. Gene Ontology annotation, molecular function: calcium ion binding. Gene Ontology annotation, cellular component: myosin II complex. The record is from RefSeq and is a predicted model, not a curated record. Lineage: Eukaryota; Metazoa; Arthropoda; Insecta; Hymenoptera; Apidae.
UAGCGCAAGCGCCUUUCCAAAAGCUUUAAGGCCCGUGAACAAGCGUAUAGAAGGAGCUCACGAUUGGCUGGAGGUUGCGGGGUGCGGUCCGGCAUCGCUACGCAACCGCUAUAUCCUCGUUUUCGAAUAUUACCGCGACGAUGGCCGUUCCUCGUGACAGUGUUCGACAGACAGCAACCAUACCAUCUACCAGUUUCUAGACCACGUAGAGAACAAUUUCUCUUUUCGUCGCGAGUACAACAAUCCAUCCAUCCAGUUCGCGACUUUUUUCACGACGAUCUUUUUUUCGUCGUAUUGUCGACAAUUGUCCAGCCGAAAGUGUUUCUUAAAUCUUCUCGUCUCUUUAAAAUAAAUUAGCUUGUUAAUAAUAAAAGAGAGAGAGAAAGAGAGAGAGGAAGAGAGAAAAAGAGAGAGUAAAAGAUAAAAAAAAAGUAAAAAAAAGUAUAAAAGUAAAAAAAGAGAAUCGCGCCACCAUGGCCGACGAACUUCCCCCUGAACAAAUUGCUGUUCUUCGCAAAGCGUUCGACAGCUUUGACAGGGAGAAGAGUGGUAGCAUUCCCACUGAUAUGGUGGCUGAUAUUCUCAGAUUGAUGGGUCAACCUUUCAAUAAAAAGAUUCUGGACGAAUUGAUCGAAGAAGUCGAUGCUGACAAAUCUGGACGUCUUGAGUUUGAGGAGUUUGUUACGUUGGCAGCGAAAUUCAUUGUUGAAGAAGAUGCAGAAGCAUUAGAAAAAGAACUUCGAGAAGCUUUCAGACUCUACGAUAAAGAAGGAAAUGGUUAUAUUCCGACUACAUGCUUACGUGAGAUCCUUAGGGAAUUGGACGAUCAAUUAACAGACGAAGAACUGGAUAUCAUGAUUGAGGAAAUCGAUUCUGAUGGAUCUGGUACUGUUGAUUUUGAUGGUAAGAAAAAAUAUAAUAAAUUAAUAAAUAUUUUUAAAUUAUUAUUGAAUUUAUUUAAUUUGAUAAAUCAUACUUAUUGAUUCGAAACUAUUCUCAUUGUGAUCGAUAUUAUAAAAGUACUUUUAAUUAUCACUAUUUCAAUUGGUGAUAAACGUAUUCAUAAAAAUAUAGUUAAUAAUCAAUUAAAUAGUAGUGGAACAUUUGUUGUCAUAUUGAAGAAGUUACAUAUGUUGUCUAUUGAAUGCUUUUUCAGCAAUAUACAUUGAUUGCGGAGUUUAUUUACACAUACAUGUACUUAAAUAUGUACAUUAUUGAAUCGAGAUUAUCGUACUUAAUAAUAUAUCACUUAAUAUACCAUUAUUUAUGUACUUACUUAAAAAAUUAACAUGUUUUAAAUUUUCGAAAGUUUAUUUAUCAAAUAUUUUUUAUUUCGAUAAUCCAUUUUUCUUCUCAUUAAAUAUUUUUUUUUUAUCUUUUGUCUAAUAUAAAAGUUACUUAAAUAGAAUUUGCGUAAAAUUAUUCAGUAUAUUCAAUGUUUAGAAUAUAUAAAUCAUAAUCUAAUUUUAUGUAAGAUCACUCAAUUUUUUAAAUUUUCUAAUGAUUGCGAAUUGAAUCACUCCAACUUUAAUACACAAAUCCUGGCAUCUUCUUAGAACAACAAACAAAAUGCAUUACAUAUCAACGAUAAUUUAUUUUUGUAUAACAUUGCCAAUAGUCACAAAUAAAAAUGUCUCAAAUAUGUAUGGACAUAUAUAAGAGAUGAUUAUAUACUUGUUGUUUACUUUUGUUUGAAUCAAUUACAAACAUAUUUCACUAUUUUCUAAGUUCACUAUUUUCUAAGUUAGUCACUAAAAAUUGAUAUCAUUUGUGAUUAAUUUAUUACAAAAAUUGUUAUAUAAAAGAAAAAAUAAAAUAUUUUUAAUUUUUUUAUUAUAGUGUUCAAAAUUAAAAAAUAUUUUUUUUUAAAUAAAAAAAUUAAAAAUAUAACUAAAAAUUUUAUCUAUAUUUAAUUUUUUGGAUUUGAGCAAUUAUAAAUGUUUUGUUUCAGAAUUCAUGGAAAUGAUGACCGGAGAAUAAAUAUUCUUACAUGUU